CUUCCCGAACGCCGCGAGCCGCUUCCGGCGGGGCCGCCCCGCCCGUUCCGCCGACGGCACUUCCGGGAGCGGGGCCGUCCCGCCGCCAUCUUGGGCGGGCUCCGGGGCUGCGGCGGCGGCGGCGGCGGAGCGGGUCCCUCCAUGGGAAGAUGCAGCGGGCGGGGCCGGAGGAGGCGGCGAGGGCGCAGGCGGCGGCGGGGGGGCCCGGGCGGAGCGGGGCCGAGGUGGCGGCGGCCCCCGCCGGGCGGCUCCUGAGGCGGGAGCUGCGGCUGCUCGAGUCCAUCUUCCACCGCGGCCACGAGCGGUUCCGCAUCGGCAGCGCCUGCCCGGACGAGAUCAGCUGCGAGUUCGUCCCGGGGGCCGGGGCCCGCGCCGGCGCCUCCGCCUCCCGGGGGCCGCCGCCGGGACCCGUCCGCAUUCACUGCAACAUCACGGAGUCUUAUCCAGCUGUUCCCCCCAUAUGGUCUGUGGAGUCAGACGAUCCCAACCUGGCAGCUAUCCUGGAGAGGCUGGUGGAAGUCAGGAAAGGAAACACCUUGCUUUUGCAGCACCUGAAGCGAAUAAUCUCUGACCUGUGCAAACUCUACAACCUCCCCCAACAUCCAGAUGUUGAAAUGCUGGACCAGCCUCUGCCGGCAGAACAGAGCACCCAGGAAGAGGUGUCCUCUGAAGAGGAAGAUGAAGAGAUGCCAGAGGACACCGAGGACUUGGACCACUAUGAGAUGAAAGAGGAAGAGCCGGCAGAUGGGAGAAAGACAGAGGAUGAAGGCAUUGGGAAAGAAAACCUGGCCAUUCUAGAGAAAAUCAAAAAGAACCAGAGGCAAGAUUACUUAAAUGGUGCAGUGUCUGGGUCUGUGCAGGCCACUGACCGGCUAAUGAAGGAGCUCAGGGAUAUUUACCGAUCACCAAGUUUCAAGGGCGGAUACUAUGCAGUUGAACUAGUGAAUGACAGCCUGUACGAUUGGAACGUCAAACUCCUGAAGUAUGUUUUGGGUGGUGGUGCCAUCUGCAUGGAGCUGCUUACGAAACAGGGCUGGAGUAGUGCCUACUCCAUCGAGUCGGUGAUCAUGCAGAUCAGCGCGACGCUGGUGAAAGGGAAGGCACGAGUACAAUUUGGAGCCAACAAGAACCAGUACAGCCUGACAAGAGCACAGCAGUCCUACAAGUCCCUGGUUCAGAUCCAUGAGAAGAAUGGCUGGUAUACACCACCCAAGGAGGAUGGCUAGUGUGGAUGCUGCAGGACCAAUUUGAAUAUCUUCUGGAUGCUCUACUCGGAUCUUAGUGAUGCCUCUUGGCUUUCUCCCAGGAUGUAAUAGCUCUGCCUGUUGCAGGACAAUACUGGCUGUUCAAAACUCUAAAUAACUGUUUAAGGAGUUGGACUGACCCAGAACACUUGCUGGGCCCGUGCUAGCAGGCAUUCUUGUUAAAACAAACUCUUGAGCCUCUUGUAUUGCUGGAAACUUUUGACUCUACUCCAGUCUAGAGCAUCCUCCUUACCUAUGCUAUGGAUUUAAUUUAUUUUCUUAUUUCAUGUACACUGCUUUUUUUUGUUACGGUGUAUGAUGGAUGUGUAUGGAAAAUGUAUCUUUGGAGAAAAAUUACAGUUUGUUAAUUUGAGAAUGCUGGUCUAACUAUUUUUUUCCAUGCUCCUGCUGGGUGGGUUGUGCUCUGCAAACCCUGCUGCAGCCCUGGUCCCAGGGUGGGGCAGUCGGUGGAGCUGUGGUGGCCCAAGCCCUGCAGGAAGGCUUGGUGCAACUGCCUUGGGAGAAGAAAAGCCUUUUUCUU
Motacilla alba alba is the source of this 1785-nucleotide messenger RNA. It is a transcript of the gene UBE2Q1, whose product is annotated as ubiquitin conjugating enzyme E2 Q1. The transcript has 11 exons. Bases 150 to 1226 code for a protein of 358 amino acids. The record is from RefSeq and is a predicted model, not a curated record. NCBI's taxonomy places the organism in Eukaryota, Metazoa, Chordata, Aves, Passeriformes, Motacillidae.